Molecule: messenger RNA, 7969 nt
Organism: Clarias gariepinus (North African catfish)
Lineage: Eukaryota; Metazoa; Chordata; Actinopteri; Siluriformes; Clariidae
Gene: rock2a
Product: rho-associated, coiled-coil containing protein kinase 2a
Exons: 32
Coding region: 675-4802 (1375 amino acids)
Biological process (GO): embryonic morphogenesis; positive regulation of centrosome duplication; cortical actin cytoskeleton organization
Cellular component (GO): centrosome; cytoplasm; cytoskeleton
Molecular function (GO): small GTPase binding; ATP binding; Rho-dependent protein serine/threonine kinase activity
Source: RefSeq, a predicted model, not a curated record
CGCUGCACGGUCGCGGCAGCCAAGAAGCGAGGGGCACAAAAGGCGUGCUGGGAAAUGCACAAACGUGAUGAAUUAAUCAGCGACUCGGUUUUCCGACCCGUGCAUUUCGUUUGGAUCGCGCCGACUCCAGCUCGCGCUCCGGGGCUGAAUGGAGAGACUCGGCGGAGAGACGCGACGCGGCGGCGGCGGAGAAGCGCGUGAGCAGUGAGAGGCGUGCGGAGACGACUUAACGCUUAGAGAGAGAGAGAGAGGGGAGAAGAGAAGAGAAGAGAGAGGGAAGAAACAGGGAAGAGGGGAGGGAUAGAAAACGCCCUUCUCAACACCCCUCUUGUGCGAAAGGGAAAAUACAUAAAUAAAUAAAUCAUAAUAAAUAAUAAAUACUAAAAGCCCAGGACCAGGGGAUCUGAGCAUGGCGCGCGCGGAGGACUGAGUUUUUGGGGUCCUGCCCGACUUUUCAAACUUAAUUGGAGGAGCAUUUCCGGUUGGAUUAACCCACAGUUGUUUUUCCCUGGCGGUGAGGAGGGAGAUCCUAAAAAACCCUACAGGCCAAAGAGGAGCUCCACUUAUUUUCUCUGGUUUUAAUGUAGUGUCCUCUCUCGCGCAGGGAUCUGACCCUCACCCCCACCGAGCACUGUCUGAUCUAAGGAUAUGAUCUGAUCUCAUCUGAUCCAAGGAUGUCUUUGGGAGCCGAAAGCAGGAUGGAGAAGCGGCAGAGGAAACUGGAGGCCAUGAUCAGAGACCCGCGCUCUGCCAUCAACCUGGAAAGUUUACUGGACGCCAUGAACGCCCUGGUGCUGGACCUCAACUUCCCCGCCUUACGCAAAAACAAGAACAUCGAAACCUUCUUGAACCGAUACGAGGCAGUAAUGGGUGAUAUCAGAGACCUGCAGAUGAAGCCGGAAGAUUUCGACAAGGUGAAGGUGAUCGGCAGGGGAGCGUUCGGAGAAGUGCAGCUGGUGAGACACAGAGCAUCUCAAAAGGUUUACGCCUUGAAGUUGCUGAGUAAAUUUGAGAUGAUCAAGCGAUCAGACUCUGCGUUUUUCUGGGAGGAGAGAGACAUUAUGGCGUUCGCACACAGCCCCUGGGUCGUACAGCUGUGCUGUGCGUUUCAGGACGACCGGUUCCUCUACAUGGUGAUGGAGUACAUGCCGGGCGGAGACCUGGUCAACCUCACCAGUACGUACGACGUUCCUGAGAAGUGGGCCAAGUUCUACACGGCCGAGGUAGUCAUGGCUCUGGACGCCAUCCACUCCAUGGGCUUCAUCCACCGGGACGUGAAGCCCGACAACAUGCUGCUGGACCACAACGGCCACCUCAAACUUGCUGACUUCGGCACCUGCAUGAAGAUGGACUCGACGGGCAUGGUGCACUGUGACACGGCGGUGGGCACGCCCGACUACAUCUCCCCCGAGGUGCUGAAGUCACAGGGAGGGGACGGGUACUACGGGCGCGAGUGUGACUGGUGGUCUGUUGGAGUCUUUAUUUUUGAGAUGCUUGUAGGUGACACCCCAUUUUACGCCGACUCCCUGGUAGGAACCUACAGUAAAAUCAUGGACCAUAAGAACUCGCUGAACUUUCCUGAUGAUGUUGAGAUCUCAGAAGAGGCCAAAAAUAUCAUCUGUGCAUUCCUGACUGACAGAGAGGUGCGUUUAGGACGGAACGGUGUGGAAGAGAUUAAGAGACAUCCGUUCUUCAAAAACGACCAGUGGACCUUCGACACCAUCAGAGAAACCGCGGCCCCCGUCGUACCCGAGCUGAGCAGCGACAUCGAUACCAGUAAUUUCGACAACAUUGAGGACGACAAGGGCGACGCGGAGACGUUCCCUACCCCUAAAGCCUUUGUAGGGAACCAGCUGCCCUUCGUCGGAUUCACGUAUUUCAAAGAAGACCAACUGUUAAAGGCUUUCAACAGUUCAUCAGAGCGUACUUCUGUUAAGGAAGAGGACGGUGUUGUGCUCCAGAAGAAGCUUCACUCCUUAGAGGAGCAGCUGAAUAACGAGAUGCAGGCCAAAGACGAGCUGGAGCACAAGUACAGGACGAGCAGCGCACGGCUCGACAAGAUCGCCAAAGAGCUCGAGGAAGAGAUGAGCAGUAGGAAAGCUCUGGAGUCGUCCCUCAGACAGCUGGAGAGAGAGAAAGCUCUCCUGCAGCACAAAAGCGUCGAGAGCCACAGAAAGGCAGAGAGCGAGGCGGAUCGCAAACGCUGCCUCGAAAACGAAGUGAACAGUCUGAGGGAUCAGCUCGAGGAGAUGAAGAAGAAAAACCAAAACACGCACAUUUCUAAUGAGAAGAACAUCCACCUGCAGAGACAGCUGGAAGAGGCGAACGCGUUACUGCGGGCGGAGUCGGAAGCGGCGGCUCGUCUGCGCAAGUCGCAGACGGAGGGCAGCAAACAGCUGCAGCAGCUGGAGACGCACCUGCGCGAGCUGCAGGAUAAAUGCUGCCUGCUGGAGAGCAGCAAACUGACGCUGGAGAAAGACCACAUCAGCCUGCAGGCGGCGCUAGACACAGAGAAACGGGAACACACACAGCGCACGGAGACCAUCGCCGACCUGCAGGCGCGUCUCUCGGGUCUGGAGGACGAGGUGAAGCAGACGAGACAGGCGCUGUCCAAAGCCGAGACUGAGAAGAGACAGCUGCAGGAGAAACUCACCGAUUUGGAAAAGGAGAAGAGCAAUAAGGAGAUUGACAUGACGUACAAGCUGAAGGUUCUGCAGCAGAGUCUGGACCAGGAGGAGACGGCGCACAAAGCUACGAAGACCCGCCUCGCCGACAAGAACAAGAUCAGCGAGUCCAUCGAGGGAGCCAAGUCCGAGGCGGUGAAGGAUCUGGAGCAGAAGCUCCAGGCCGAACGUUCUGCAAAGCUGCAGGUGGAGAACCGGCUGCUCGAGCUGGAGAAACACAACUCCAUGUUGGACUGCGAUUACAAACAGGCGCUGCACAAACUCGACGAGCAGUGCAGACACAAGGACCAGCUCACUGAGGAGGUGAAGAACCUUUCUCUGAAGAUCGAGCAGGAGGUUCAGAAGCGCAUUCUGACCCAGAACGACCUGAAGGUACAGAACCAGCAGCUUAGCAGCCUGAAGACCUCGGAGAAACAGCUCAAACAGGAGAUGAAUCACCUGCUGGACAUCAAACGCAGCCUGGAGAAGCAGAUCAUGGAGCUCCGCAAGGAGCGUCAGGAUUCUGAUGGACAGAUGAAGGAGCUUCAGGAUCAGCUGGAGGCGGAACAGUACUUCUCAACGCUGUACAAGACUCAGGUGCGGGAGUUGAAGGAGGAGUGUGAGGAGAGAAAUAAGCUUUAUAAAGACAUGCAACAGAAUCUGCAGGAGCUGCAGGAGGAGAGGGACUCUCUGGCCGCUCAGUUGGAGAUCACCCUGACGAAGGCCGACUCGGAGCAGCUGGCUCGCUCCAUCGCUGAGGAACAGUAUUCUGAUUUGGAGAAGGAGAAGAUCAUGAAGGAGCUGGAGAUUAAGGAGAUGAUGGCCAGACACAGACAGGAACUCGCUGAGAAGGACACGACAAUCAGCUCGUUGGAGGAAGCUAACCGCAUGCUAACGAGUGAUGUAGCAAACCUGGCUAACGAGAAGGAAGAACUCAACAACAAACUGAAGAACGUACUGGAUGACAUGCUGAAGCUGAAGGACGAUGAACAGUCCAUCACACACAUGAAGCUCGCGUUUGAGAAGCAGCUGCAGUCAGAGAGGACUCUUAAAACACAGGCUGUAAACAAACUAGCUGAAAUCAUGAACAGGAAAGAUCUGCGUGUCCCCGGAAGUCGGCGUGGAAACGACACGGAUGUGAAGAGGAAGGAUAAAGAAAACAGGAAACUACAGCUGGAGCUGCGAUCUGAACGCGAGAAACUGAACAGCACCAUCAUCAAAUAUCAGCGAGAAAUCAGCGAAAUGCAAGCGCAACUAGCGGACGAGUCUGUGGUGCGCGUGGAGCUGCAGAUGGCCCUGGACAGUAAAGACAGCGAUAUCGAGCAGCUCCGCGGCCUCCUCAACUCCGUCAACGUGCACUCGCUCGACUCGGCCAGCAUGAGCAGCGGGCCCGAGUUCGAAACGGACGAAUCGCUCCCAGAGACCCGGUUAGAGGGCUGGCUGUCCCUCCCCGUGAGGAACAACACCAAGCGCUUCGGCUGGGAGAGAAAAUACGUCGUGGUGAGCAGCAAGAAGAUCCUGUUCUACGGCAGCGAGCAGGACAAAGAGCUCUCCAAUCCCUACAUGGUGCUGGAUAUAGAUAAACUCUUCCACGUGCGUUCGGUCACCCAGACGGACGUCUACCGCGCAGACGCUAAAGAAAUCCCUCGAAUAUUCCAGAUCCUGUACGCUAACGAGGGCGAGAGUAAGAAAGAGCAGGAAGUGGAGCCGCUGCCCAUCGGAGAGAAAUCCAGCUACAUCUGCCACAAAGGGCACGAGUUCAUCCCGACGCUCUACCACUUCCCUACCAACUGCGAGGCCUGCACCAAGCCGCUGUGGAACAUGUUCAAGCCGCCUCCCGCCCUCGAGUGCCGCCGCUGCCACAUCAAGUGCCACAAAGACCACAUGGAUAAGAAGGAGGAGGUGAUCGCGCCGUGCAGAGUGAACUACGACGUGAGUACGGCGAAGAACCUGCUGCUGCUGGCAGCGUCUCAGGAGGAGCAGCAGAAGUGGGUCAGCAGGCUGGUUAAGAAGAUCCCUAAAAAGCCUCCGGGCCCCGAGUGGAGCCACCGCUCGUCCCCGCGCGUCCCCGCUAAAGUCCAGGCCAGCCAGUCGUUGAGGAGAACCAGCCGCCAGCUACAGGCCGGGAAAACCAGCUAACCUCACUUUGGGAAUGUGGUGUAACUUCAUGCUGAGGUUGGGCUCUCCUGUAAUCACACCAAGAACUUAACGUUUUGAUAAUGUUUCAUCGAUCCAAAAUUAGCGAGAAAACGUUACGUUACCGGUUUUGCGAGCUUCGCCAUUUAGGGACAUCUCUGAGGUUUUCCAGGACGGUUUAAAAAAGAUUUCCUGAGAAAUGCGAGAAGACAAGUCUCUCCAAAGCCUGGAUCUUCACCUUCAGCUCCAGAACACUUUUAUUUUUUUCCUUCACUAAAGCAGAAUGCAAAGCACUCAGAUGGACUGAGGCACCAAAGGGACACACUACAAGAUUGUGGAGAAAUCUGUGAUAUUAUGGUCGGGGGAAAAAACACAAUACUCCCGUAUGCUGGGAAGAGGUGUGUGCCGAUAUUACAUCACGAUAAUUGGCCAAACUUUUAUCACGGUUUUACGAUAUCAUCACAUCAGGGAAGGACUGAUACAGCCUGAUAGCUUUUUAAAACAUUUUUAAAUUGUGAUUUACAGGAUCCAUGUGCUGCGACUAGUUUUUGAAGGUACAAAGCCUGAAGAGGAACCGCGACAUGCCGUGAGAUAGAUACCUUCUUAGAAAAUGUAGGGUUCUUAAGGGUUACUUGGUUGUCCGUCUCAAAAGAGCUUUCAGGUGGAACCUUGUUGGCAUCCAGGAAGCUUGAAUAAUUAUCUAAAAAUGAGGACCUUUAGAAGACUUUCGUAGGUAGCUGGAGGGCAACAUUUGUCCUGUACUCUUGAGAACUUAUAAUCCUCAAUACCCCAUCUCACCUACGUGGUUUCGCGCGUUGGCCGUAAGUACGGUUCAUCAUGAUUCACCAAGAGUUUUGGCGCUGUGAUUAGGUUUCCAUCUUUCCGCGCUUAAAAUUAAACAUGUUAAAUUUUUUUGCCGGCCCUCGCGGAAGCUCGCGGACGUCGGGAGGUCACACCAUAGUCAAACCGCAUAGGAGAGAUAGGGGUAUAAGAGUUCUUUCUUUGUCUGUUUUAAGCAAGCUAAGAAUACUAAAUUACAAAAAAAAAGUAACGAGAGCCUUUAGGAAACUUUUAAUGCUGAACAUCUCAAGGGGAACUUUGCAAGAACCCCAGCAGCCACGCAGCUACACUUUAAGAAAUCUUAUUGUCUGUUACGGUUUUUUGGUUGUUCCUCUGGGAAAACACUGUUUUGCCACCAAAAUGGGUUCCAAGUAGAACCUUUUAAGCAAGAUAGAAAGCCUUUCUUAUCGAGAAUAAGAAGCUUUAUAGGGCUAUCAAAGGUGAACAACUCAUGGGGCAAAGUUUUGAUGGUUGAACCCUGCACAGCCGCUCCAAUGUCUCACUUUAAACUUCAGCCGAUUCACAAUCGAUGCAGAACCCCUAACGAUUCUUAAUUCGAUCCUCAGCCCAAAUAGGACCUUUUCCACAAGCGGACAAACCAUAAUCAUCCAAGUAACCUUUCAAGAAGCCUUAUUUUUUAAGAGGGUAGGUCAGCAGCUUACCCGAAAAUGAAUCUAGAACUUUUUCCUCCCAAACAGAAUUGGGAUUGACUGCUCCGCGAAAGACGCCUGUAAUAACCGUCAAAAAUUUGGCUGAAGUAAUUUGUCUGUAUCUUGAUAUCCUGCCCAAAUCCUCGUAAAUGGAACGCUCGAUUUCGAAUGUCCGAGAUAACAGUAUUGAUCGAUAUCGUGAUAUAUCGUAUGACCAGUUCGGCACGUGCCUAAUUCCAUCCCGUGUGUAACUGAAUGCAUGUAUUACAUUAAGCUCUAUAGACACGUUUUUUACAUCAGGUUUCGAGAUGGAGGAGUUGGAGAUGGAGAGUGUCUCCAGGACUGUGGUAUUCGGUACUUUACACUACGUCAGAGAGAGCCACCACACACACAAAACACACACACACACACACACACACACAAACACACACAUCAUGCAUAGAAAGGCACGGUCUGUUUAUUGCUAAUGGAAUAUUCCAUUAUGACCGUGUCUUGCAGUGUAAACCACACGCUCUUUAAACAAAGGUACCUCUUUCAAGUACCUCGACCUGUUCCUAGGGCAGAAUGUAAUGACCCGUUGAUCUGGACUGGAAUCUGACAGCUAGACGCAAGUCAAUAGUGUUCAAAAUGACGCAUCGCUAGCUACAGCAGAUUCUUGAAAAAUCCUAAAUGUUUGUUUCAAACCAAGUUUUAAACGACUGAAAUAAUAAUAAUGGCUCCAUAAAAGCGAGCUAUAAUAAUAACAAACAUAUGACUUGGUCUACUUAUUAUUGUAUAAUUCAUUGCAAGUCACUUGAUCAUUUCCUGUGAGCUUAUUCGUCUACCUGGUCCUCAUUUUAUUGUUUUAUGUUUGCUGUUUAAUACAUUCCUGCCCAAAAAAACAGUAAAAAGCCUUUACAAAUUGAGUUGUUUUUAAAUAAUCGCAAGAACUACCAGAAUUUUACAAUUUCUUAGAAACUUCGCCUCCUGUUGCAUGUCCAGUACAGUAUGUAACCAAUCAGAUGCUUUCUGCCCUAGGAAGAGGUUCGGGUGAGUUAAACUCCCAUGAUCACUUAACCCACUGCUCAGUGAAUGUAAAGUCGGGACAGUUUUUAUACCUGUGUGAGAAUGAAAACAAAACUAGCAUUAUUUUUAAUUCUUCGAGGAAAAGUAUUUUUAUUAUUUAGAAAAAGAAAAAACUUAUGUGUGCUUAUUGUUUUAUUUGGAAAUAAAAUUGAAACCCACAAUUAAAUCCCAGAUCUGAAAUCUAUCGCACAUCCAAGUCUGGCUAUUUUGUGGUUUGAAGUGAUGCAAGUAUUUUUCUAUAGAGCGCAAGCCGAGUGUGUUUGCGCGAGUGAACGAAGCCUUCGAGUGCCGUGAACGUGUUACUCAUACUGUACUUUAUUUUUUACAGAGCUCCUCAUGGUAUGACACGAUUAUCUGUAAACCUACACCGUCUGUCGGACAUGCCAUCCUUCAGUCAUGUGCUUUAUUUAUACUGGCCUGAGCACUUUUCACGUUAAAGCGCCCCCUUCAGGUCUGCAUGUUUUCUAAAGGCUGUAUCGUUUGACAAUAGAACGAAAUCCUGUAUGUAGCCUCUGUGGUUUGAAGUACCUGUAUAACAUUUGCUUAUUUUUGUAAACAAUAAAAAAAAAAGUAAUCUAUAUAGCUGUGAAUGUAGUUAUGGAAGUAAAGUUUUAA